UAGACAACUAAGCACCACACGAGAUCCUUGUUGGGGUCUUUUUAUUUUAGCUAAUGCCCACUUUUUUCUCAGAAAAAUUCUGAGUCCAAUGGCAGAAGUGGAGCUAGUCUCUGAUUCACGUUUGGAACAGGAUGUGAAGUUGAAAAUGGAGCAACUGGGUAAGCCAACCAAAACGGAGAGUGUUUCGUUUUUGGGCUUGUUUUCUGCGGCUGAUGCUACUGAUUUAGUGUUAAUGUUCCUCGGAAGCGUUGGUGCGUGUGUCCAUGGUGCGGCUCUUCCUGUUUUCUUUGUUUUGUUUGGUCGUAUGAUUGAUUCUUUGGGACAUCUUUCUAAGCACCCUCACAAGUUGUCCUCACGAAUUUCUGAGCAUGCUUUGUACUUGGUAUAUCUUGGAGCCGUUGUUCUUGUAGCAGCUUGGAUGGGUGUUGCAUUCUGGAUGCAAACGGGGGAGAGGCAAACAGCCCGUUUGCGCUUAAAAUAUUUGCAGUCAGUGCUAAAGAAGGAUAUUAAUUUCUUUGACAAUGAAGCCAGGGAUGCCAAUAUCCUUUUCCACAUCUCCAGUGAUGCAAUAUUGGUACAAGAUGCAAUUGGUGACAAGACAGGCCAUGCCAUGCGAUACCUUUCUCAAUUCAUUGUUGGAUUUGCCGUUGGAUUUAUGUCAGUAUGGCAGCUUACACUACUCACCUUAGCUGUUGUUCCAUUGAUAGCCAUAGCAGGAGGAACUUAUACAAUAAUCAUGUCUACAUUAUCAGAAAAGGGUGAGGCAGCUUAUGCUGAAGCUGGGAAGGUUGCAGAAGAGGUAAUUUCUCAAGUGCGUACUGUUUACUCAUUUGUAGGAGAAGAGAAAGCAGUUAGUUCCUACUCCAAGUCUCUUGAUAAAGCUCUGAAGCUUGGUAAGAAGAGUGGUUUUGCAAAAGGAGUUGGAGUAGGCUUUACAUAUGGGCUGUUAUUUUGUGCUUGGGCAUUGCUUCUGUGGUAUGCAAGCAUACUUGUGAUGCAUCAUAGGACAAAUGGAGGGAAAGCAUUCACAACAAUUAUCAAUGUCAUCUUUAGUGGAUUUGCCCUUGGUCAAGCUGCUCCAAACCUUGCUGCCAUUGCUAAAGGGCGUGCAGCUGCGGCCAACAUCAUGAACAUGAUUGCAUCCGUUUCAGACACUUCUAAAAGCUUGGAUGAUGGCACUAUUUUGCAACAAGUAGCAGGGAAAAUUGAAUUUUGUGGGGUCAGCUUUGCUUACCCCUCAAGAUCCAACAUGAUCUUUGAAAAUUUGAGCUUCUCAGUGAGUGCUGGGAAGACUGUAGCAGUUGUUGGUCCUAGUGGUUCUGGAAAAAGCACCAUCAUUUGCCUUAUUCAAAGGUUCUAUGACCCCACUUCAGGUAAGAUCAUGUUGGAUGGAAAUGACUUGCAGAAUCUUCAAUUGAAAUGGUUGAGAGAACAACUAGGCUUGGUUAGUCAAGAACCAGCACUAUUUGCCACAACAAUAGCUGAAAACAUUUUAUUCGGAAAAGAAGAUGCCAGCAUGGAUCAGAUCAUACAAGCUGCCAAGGCUGCAAAUGCACAUUCUUUCAUAAUAGGAUUACCUGAAGGUUAUCAUACACAGGUUGGAGAGGGUGGAACCCAACUUUCAGGGGGACAAAAACAAAGAAUUGCUAUUGCAAGAGCUGUGCUUAGGAACCCAAAAAUAUUGCUUUUAGAUGAAGCGACCAGUGCUCUUGAUUCUGAAUCAGAACUAAUUGUCCAGCAGGCAUUGGAUAAAAUAAUGUCAAACCGGACGACAAUAGUUGUUGCACAUCGACUAUCCACCAUACGCGAUGUAGAUACAAUAGUUGUGUUGAAGAGCGGUCAAGUUGUUGAAAGUGGAACACAUUUGGAAUUGAUGUCCAAAAAUGGGGAUUAUAUGGGCCUGGUGAGUUUGCAGGCAUCACAAAACCUCACAAGCUCUAGCUCAAUAUCUCGCUCCGGAAGCUCAAAAAAUUCUAGUUUUCGAGAACCUUCAGACAACCAGAACCAUGAGGAGGAUCUGCAGAUGGUUACAGCAAAAGAACUGAAAUCAAGUGUUCAAGGAUUGUCAUCCAACACUGCUUCCAUUCCAUCAAUUUUGGAUUUGCUAAAACUGAAUGCUCCAGAGUGGCCCUGUACAAUACUUGGGUCAGUAGGUGCAGUGAUGGCUGGCAUGGAAGCUCCUCUCUUUGCCCUUGGAAUCACCCACAUUUUGACUGCAUUUUACUCUCCUCAUGCCUCUAAAAUGAAGCAAGAAGUUGACCGGGUAGCUCUUAUAUUUGUUGGAGUAGCUGUUGUCACUAUACCUAUUUAUCUGUUGCAGCACUACUUUUACACAUUAAUGGGAGAGCGUCUCACUGCCCGUGUGCGUCUAUUAAUGUUCUCAGCUAUUCUUACCAAUGAGGUUGCUUGGUUUGAUUUGGAUGAGAACAACACUGGAUCACUAACAGCCAUGCUAGCUGCGGAUGCAACAUUAGUAAGAAGUGCUCUAGCUGACAGACUCUCAACAAUUGUGCAAAAUGUAGCUCUCACUGUAACCGCGUUUGUUAUUGCCUUCACAUUGAGUUGGAAACUAACAGCAGUGGUUGCGGCCUGUCUUCCUCUUCUCAUAGGAGCUUCUAUCACAGAGCAACUAUUUCUCAAGGGAUUUGGAGGAGAUUACAGCCGGGCUUACACCAGAGCAACUUCUUUGGCACGUGAAGCUAUUGCAAACAUACGUACCGUUGCUGCUUUUGGCGCAGAAGAUCGAAUCUCAAUCCAAUUUGCUUCUGAAUUGAACAAGCCUAACAAGCAAGCACUUCUAAGAGGCCACAUAUCAGGUUCUGGGUAUGGCGUAACCCAGCUGUUUGCCUUCUGCUCCUAUGCACUUGGCCUUUGGUAUGCCUCCAUUUUAAUCAAGAAGAAAGAGUCAAAUUUUGGAGACAUCAUGAAGUCCUUCAUGGUCUUGAUCAUCACUGCACUGUCAAUAGCAGAAACACUAGCUCUCACCCCAGACAUUGUGAAGGGGACACAAGCACUGGGAUCAGUUUUCAGCAUUCUGCGAAGGAGAACCGCCAUCAACCCCAACGACCCGGACGCGGAGAUGAUAACUGAAGUCAAAGGAGAAAUAAAUUUUAAAAAUGUGUGCUUCAAGUAUCCGAUGAGACCUGAUAUCACCAUAUUUCAGAACUUAAACCUAAGAGUCCCAGCAGGGAAGAGUCUAGCAGUAGUAGGCCCAAGUGGUUCAGGGAAGAGCACUGUGAUUUCUCUUGUGAUGAGAUUCUAUGACCCCACUUCUGGCUCAGUUCUGAUAGAUGAAUGCGACAUCAAAAGCCUAAACUUGAGAUCCUUAAGGCUGAGAAUAGGAUUGGUUCAGCAAGAACCUGCUUUGUUCUCUACCACAGUCUAUGAAAACAUCAAGUAUGGAAAAGAGGAGGCAUCAGAAAUCGAAGUGAUGAAGGCUGCCAGAGCAGCAAAUGCUCAUGAAUUCAUCAGUAGAAUGCCAGAAGGGUACAGAACUGAGGUUGGUGAGAGAGGAGUGCAGUUAUCAGGAGGACAGAAACAAAGGGUGGCAAUUGCUAGAGCAAUUCUGAAAGAUCCAUCCAUUCUUCUGUUGGAUGAAGCAACUAGUGCACUGGACACGGUGUCGGAGAGGCUGGUCCAAGAGGCUCUUGAUAAGCUCAUGGAUGGAAGAACAACAAUUUUGGUAGCUCACAGGCUUUCAACUGUUCGUGAUGCCGACAGCAUUGCAGUGCUGCAACAGGGGAGGGUUGCUGAAAUGGGAAGCCAUGAGAAGCUGAUGGCCAAACCCGGAAGCAUAUAUAAGCAGUUGGUAAGUCUACAACAAGAAAAGCGGGAAGUUUCUUAAGUAAAUAUAUAUAUUGAAACUUCGAAGAGUACUUGCAGUUUGUUUGCAAAUUGAACUGUGGUAAUGGCCUAGCAUAUAUUUGAAAGCAAGCCUGAGGACCAAUCCAACCAUGAAUUCUUUUUUUCUUCAUAUGAUAGUUGUUUUAUACACGAGUCCUACUAUAAAAUUUAAAGCCUAUAAUUGGAUGUAUGCUGCAGAAUGUUACAGUUUCUGUAGAUUCUUUCUGAAAUUUACACAGCCUAUGAUCGGCUCCUUGUUGCGGAUAAAUUCAAAUCUAAUGACAAUGUUCAA
Messenger RNA from Lotus japonicus, 4135 nucleotides. RefSeq names its product ABC transporter B family member 13-like. The transcript has 10 exons. NCBI's taxonomy places the organism in Eukaryota, Viridiplantae, Streptophyta, Magnoliopsida, Fabales, Fabaceae. Gene Ontology annotation, cellular component: membrane. The coding region runs from base 89 to 3844 and encodes 1251 amino acids. The record is from RefSeq and is a predicted model, not a curated record. Gene Ontology annotation, biological process: transmembrane transport. Gene Ontology annotation, molecular function: ABC-type transporter activity; ATP hydrolysis activity; ATP binding.